This is a messenger RNA of Dothidotthia symphoricarpi CBS 119687, 1602 nucleotides long. RefSeq names its product pre-mRNA-splicing factor SLU7. The coding region runs from base 59 to 1492 and encodes 477 amino acids. The transcript has a single exon. Gene Ontology annotation, molecular function: pre-mRNA 3'-splice site binding. The record is from RefSeq and is a predicted model, not a curated record. Gene Ontology annotation, biological process: mRNA splicing, via spliceosome. Gene Ontology annotation, cellular component: spliceosomal complex. NCBI's taxonomy places the organism in Eukaryota, Fungi, Ascomycota, Dothideomycetes, Pleosporales, Dothidotthiaceae.
CACAUCUCAACUCGGCGCCUCUUUCACCACUCCGCAACACAAACAUCCCAAGCCCGCCAUGCCGCCCUCGCAGCCGAAGAAGCCGGACUUGUCCGCGGCCAACAAGGAGCGCAACGAAUACAUCCCCUCCUUUAUCUCGAAAGCGCCCUUCUACGCCGUCGACGAGAACGGCGAAGAGAACGACUACCUCGAGCAUCAGCGUCUACAGAAGCAAGAACAAGACUCAAAAUGGUACGAUCGAGGGAAGAAGAUCGGGCCGGCCGCGACCAAGUUCCGUAAGGGCGCAUGCGAGAAUUGCGGAGCCAUGACACACAAGAAAAGGGACUGCUUAAGCCGGCCGCGCAAAGCUGGCGCAAAGUUUACCGGCAAGAACAUCGAGGCGGAUGAGGUCGUCCAAGACGUGCAAUUGGGAUUUGAUGCCAAGCGCGAUCGAUGGAACGGUUACGACGCGUCAGACUUCACCGAGGUCAUCGAAGAAUACAACGAGAUGGAACAGCUGCGGAAGAAGGCCAAGGAGGCCGAGAAGGAUGACGACAAGUCUGGCGACGAGGACGAUGAUGGCGACAAGUACGACGCUGAGACGGACAUGGGCAGGAAGCAGGCUACCUCCACACGGAAUCUGCGACUGCGAGAGGACACGGCCAAAUAUCUGCUGAACCUCGACUUGGACUCGGCCAAAUACGAUCCCAAAACACGAUCCAUGGUAGACAGCGGCGUGACUUCGGACAAUGCAGCCAAGCUGGUAGCAGAGGAAGGUUUUAUGCGGGCGUCUGGCGACGCUGCAGAGUUUGAGAGGGCACAGCGGUACGCUUGGGAGACACAAGAGCGUGGGGACAAGAACAAGCUUCAUCUGCAGGCAAAUCCCACUUCAGGGGAAGUAAUGCGCAAAAAGGAGUUGAAGGAGGCGGAGGAAAAGGCAGAAGCCAAGAGGAAGGCUUUGGCUGCAAAGUACGGAACCCAAGAAAAGUUCACAGACGACACACUCCGCAAGACCGGUGUCACAGAGUCCGAGCGAUACGUCGAGUACGAUGAACGGGGCGGCAUCAAAGGAGCACCAAAGAUCAAAGCCAAAUCUAAGUACGCCGAGGACAUUCAUCCCAACAAUCACACGUCAGUCUGGGGCAGCUGGUGGUCGGACUUUCAAUGGGGGUUUGCCUGCUGUCACUCAACAACUAAGAAUUCUUACUGUACGGGCGAUGCAGGUAAAGAUGCCUUCGAACUCGCAGACCGGAUACGCACUGGCGCUGAACUGGACGAGGUCCCUAAAGCUAUUGCUUGGAAAGAAGAAGAAGCUCUCCAAGAACAUGUGCCCAAUGCGCCAGACCGCGCCGAGAAGGCGAAACAAGACGCUGCAAGCCGGAAGAGAACGCUAGAAAUGAUGUCAAAUGGGGUGACGGAGGAGGAAAUGGACGAGUACAGACGCAAGCGCACCAUGGCAGCAGAUCCUAUGGCCGCUUACCUGGCGCAGGGCAGUAAGGGUGAGGCCAUCUGAGUAUCUUUUUCGCCCGAUCUUUUUGUCAGGUCUAGAAUAUGUAGCAUCGCGUGGCGUUCAUACCCAAUAGUAUCAUUCAGCGUAGCAUAUGAAAUCACCCAGUUCGUGAG